Molecule: messenger RNA, 8488 nt
Organism: Scylla paramamosain (green mud crab)
Lineage: Eukaryota; Metazoa; Arthropoda; Malacostraca; Decapoda; Portunidae
Gene: mats
Product: MOB kinase activator-like 1
Exons: 5
Coding region: 195-845 (216 amino acids)
Biological process (GO): positive regulation of protein phosphorylation; hippo signaling
Cellular component (GO): cytoplasm; nucleus
Molecular function (GO): protein kinase activator activity
Source: RefSeq, a predicted model, not a curated record
CUCUGUUCCCACAAUGCUCAGCGCCAGUGUCAGCCAUGUUGGGUUUUCCUUGACGAUGGGUGUCUGUGCUUAAUCUCCACAUUCUGGUGUCAUCCUUUUUCCACAUUGCUAUUUUCUACGUGAUUACUGAACCCGAGUGUGUUGUGAUUCCUUCUGGUGAGGAAGGAGAGGGAUAGCGCCAGAGACUCGCCACCAUGAGCUUCCUUUUUGGGAGCCGAGCGAGCAAGACCUUCAAACCCAAGAAGCACAUUCCAGAGGGCACCCACCAGUAUGACUUAAUGAAACAUGCAGCUGCCACGCUGGGUUCUGGCAACCUGCGCUCAGCUGUCAUGCUUCCUGAGGGGGAGGACCUCAAUGAAUGGGUUGCUGUCAACACUGUGGACUUCUUCAACCAGAUCAACAUGUUGUAUGGUACCAUAACAGAGAUGUGCACUGAUGAGUCCUGCCCUGUGAUGUCUGCUGGGCCCAAGUAUGAGUACCACUGGGCUGAUGGGCAGACUGUUAAAAAGCCCAUUAAGUGCUCUGCCCCCAAGUAUAUUGACUACCUCAUGACAUGGGUGCAGGACCAGCUAGAUGAUGAGACACUCUUCCCCUCUAAAAUUGGUGUACCAUUUCCAAGGAACUUCCAGAGCAAUGCCAAGACCAUACUGAAGCGGCUCUUUAGGGUUUAUGCACACAUCUACCACCAGCAUUUCUCUGAGGUAGUUCAGCUUGGGGAGGAAGCCCACCUAAACACCUCCUUCAAACAUUUCAUCUUCUUUGUCCAGGAAUUUCAGUUGAUAGAGCGGAAGGAGUUGGCACCCCUUCAAGAGCUGAUUGACAAACUUACCGCCAAGGAUCGAUGAUUCUAAAUGAGAGAAGUAUCCGUCUUGCUUGGAGGUUUGAGAGCAUGGAGUGAAGUAAGGUUGGGGAAUAAUAUGUGUUGUACAAGAGUAUUAAUCUCUACUUCAGAAGUCAGUUUUUUUAAUGUGAAGUUUGUGAGAUCUGCUGUCUGACUUUGAUAGGAUGAAAACUUUGUGCUCUCAUGAUUCAUUAAAACUAUGUAUUAGAAUUCACCAGUCUUACAAAGGGAAAAGAAUAUGUUUCUCACAUGCCUCCAUGUAGCAAGAGAACUGUAGAGAACAGGCUUGACACGUUUGUGGAGGUAGUACAGGUACGUACAUAAAUGAUGGAAACAGGAUGUUGAAUUGAUAAUGCAUUGUUGUCAUGUCUUAUGGUUAAAAGAAAUACUAGUUUGGGCAAGUUACUCUCCCUGCAUAUGGGAGUAAACACUUACAGAUGCCUUAACUCUGUGCAUUUUCCCCAUUCUUCGUUGCUGGCAAGUUGGGCCACUUGGGUAAUACCUGGAAAAAGCGAGGCCAAAGACAGCAAGUAGUACCACCCCACCAAUACUUGCUAUGGUUGGCCUUAGCAGCCAAUAAGCUUUAUGUUUCAGUUUUAAACAUACUUGCUUCUGCAUUCAUUGGCUUUGGUUUUUGAAGCUUUGUGGCAGACAAUUCAUUGCUUCAAGUAUGUAGUUGAUGGGAAUUGCACAGUAUGAAGGUUGAAUAUUGAAUAAGCCAUAGGAAGCUUUCAUUUGCUUCUUGGAAGUUCAUCAUCAUACUACUGCACACACAUUGUCAUUGCUGCCUUUUUUUUUUUUUUUUUUUUUUUUUUUUUAGAGCACUCUCAUCUAGUAUUAUAAUUUAUUUCUUACUCUUGAAGAAUGAUUUCUGGGGCUUAAAUGUUGAUAUUUACUGUCAUACCACAAAGCUUUGUAGUUUCAUGUCAUGUCACCAACUCAUAGCUACAGGCAGAUUAUUUUAGCACUUUAUUCAAUGUUUUAGCACUGUUCAUUUUUAAACCCUUCUCCCUCCCCCACCAAAAAAGAAAAAAAAAAAAAAAAAGUAACACGAUUCUGUUUAGUCAUAGUGCAGUGCUAGCCAACUAUUGAAUGAAAGCACCAAGUGGGAUUUCUCCCUAAUAGCAUCAGGUGUGCACUUGUUUCUUGUACAUUUCUCAACACUUGCACUUGGCAGUCUUCCACAGAAUGUCAGAUUAGAGAGUUUGUAUGUAAACCUGUUGGCUAUUUCAGUUUCCCAAGUUUUGAAAGAUGGAUAGCAUGAUUUAAACAAAUGAGAAUUGAGAGGUUGUGAAGAUGGGUUUGUGUGUGUAUGAGGCAACACUAAGUUUAUAAUGAAGCCACAAACAGUGGACUGUGUACUGUCUUUAUGGUCACUGUAUUGUCAUUGGGUAAGAGUGGUUAUUGACAGUUGGAUUUAUGAUAUAACUUUUACAUUAUCCAAACAUGAUGGGUGAUAGAGCAGGAUGCAGCAGUUAACAGUAGUAUAAAGCAACUUUUUCAAAAUGUAUAUGAUAAAACAGAUUUUCCUCCAUAUAUAAUGUAAUUCAACAACUAGUAUCAGAUUUUCAGCUUAAGGGAUUAUUACUACUUAACUGUAGCCAAGGCUGUAUAAUACAUAACCACAGCAUAAAUCAGUUAUCAUGGGCUUGCUGUGGUCACAAAUCAUUUUAAUGUGUUAUCCAGGUGUUGUCUUCUGAGACAGCUGCUGCUUUGUAGAAGCAUACUGUAUUUAUUACAGCCAUCCCACUUGAGUUAUAUGAAAUCAGGAGAUUGAUUAUCUCUUUACCAGAAAUCCAUCAUGUAAUAUAUAUAUUUUUUUUGGCAGUAAAGGUAGAAGGUGCCUUGAGCAGACAUGCCAAUGUGCAUCCACAAUUGUUCAUCCAUUAGAAAUGAAAUUCAUUAUUAUUAGAGGGACAAGGAGGCAGGAAAUAGCAAUUAGCCUGUUCAUUAAGAUUGAUUUCUCAAGAGCCUUCUUUGCAUCUUUACAAAAAAUUCUGCUGAGGUUUUGUGUGUAUGUUAAAAAGUAAAAGAUGAUGUUGAAAAAGCUUGGAAUUCAGUAAUGGAAUUCUUGUGACAACUUUCCUCCACAGUUCCUGCAAACAAAAAGUUGAAAAUGAAGAUUAACACUAAAACUGAAGGCUGUAUAGGACAUUCGCAGAAUCUGCAUUUUCUAUUUUGCUGUGGUUUUAAAACUGAAGGCUGUAUAGAACAUUUGCAGAAUCUGCAUUUCCUAUUUUGCUGUGGUUUCAGGUUGUGUAGAUGUAAAUCUCUAAAAUUAUUUUAGUGUGACUGAAUUCCAAGAUUAUUAUAGGAUGUGAAGAAUGACAAUUCCUAAAUGGAUUAUAUAUAUGAAUUAGUAUCAUGUUGACAUUGCUGCUGCUGCUGCUGCUGCUGCAGUGUUUAUUGAAUUGAUAGGCUUGAUAUUAGUGCUAGGUAAUUGAAAAGAACUGAUUUAUAGUGAUAGUUGAUUGGAAAUGUCCAUUAUUUUUACCAAACACACACAUAAAUUCUAGAGCCAUUAAUGUAAGGAUAAUUUUGAAGAUUCCUUUGGUGCUUAAGUAAAGGUGGAGUACGUUCACCUUUUUUUUUAUUUAUUAUUUAUUCUAAGGCAAUAGGAAUACAUUUCACAUUAUUUAGUGUGUGGGGUAAGAAUUUGGUUUGUACAUUGUUCACAGUCCACCUCCUUGCUGCUGCAGGUGUGGGUUGUCUGUGUGGCCAAGUGGUGGCCAGGCCUCGGCUGGCAGGUUGAUGUCUGAAGUAAAAAUAUGGGUGGCAAGCCAGUACUUAUAGAGCCCACUGUUUACAAACAAUAAUGCUACAGGCUUAUGAUGUCUUGUAAGUAGUGGUUUGUCAACUGCAUCACAAGGCGAUGCUUGCAUUGUGGUAGGGCAUGACACCUGGUCCUGCCACACUAACUUUUGAUCUUUGUACUCACCAGGAUAGGCAUAGACUGACCAUUUCUAAAUCUCUCACCAAGUAAAUGCAAACAUGCACACACCUGGUUUAUAAGACAGGUUAUUUAGAGAUUUGAGGAGAGGCUGUGGGGAGUGACUGUGGGUCCAUAAACAUAUUGUGAGGGACAUCCUGUGGGUCUGUGGGCUGUGGAGAGAGAGAGAGAGAGAGAGAGAGAGAGAGAGAGAGAGAGAGAGAGAGAGAGAGAGAGAGAGAGAGAGAGAGAGAGAGAGAGAUUGUGUGCAUUUGUAAUUUGGUUAUGUGUUAUUUAUUAUGUUCUACCUACCUAUCUAGCUGUAUCUUACAAUUUGUUUUCUUCCCUUUCUGGGAUUUCCUCACUGUGCAGCCAAAACCUCAUCUGUGAAUGUCCUUCAAAUGCACUUCCAUAUCUACUACAUGCAUUCCUUAACACCAGAACUCUUGUCCUCCUAAGGAAAAAGAACAGUCCCCACUGUGCCAUUGAGCAAGGAUCAAAGAGCAAGCUAAUCUAGCACAAGUAUUAUGUAAAUAAAAAAUUCCUUGACUAUGGUACCAUACAACAUGGGUUGGUUGCACAAAUGCUACUACUUGUGUUGUUCAAAUUCCUUCAAAAUAUACACAUACUGAAAAUUGUACCACAAAAAUUAUGCCAAACCAUAACAUGCUGCAUAAUAUGUUAAGACUAUUUUGCACCCACCUGAGUUCUGCCAAAUUAUGUUUUAGGGAAAGUGAUGUCCUUACAUCUUACUGAUAGUGUGCUUUUACUAUAGAAUCUGAUCUGAGUCAGUCUGGAAUGUGUUUGCUGUGAUAGUGUAUAGGAUGCAGCAGUGAUAUGGUAGCAGUUACCAACUGAAGGCUGAUGACAACUUACAGAUGCCAAUGGGAAAGAGCAGUUUUCUGAUCUCUUUGAUUACUGCAUUUUGUGCUUCAUUCUGUAGCAAACAGUGUCUACUUAGAUUGAACACAAUUAUGGGGUAGCUCUGUCAAAGCCCAUUAGUAGUAACAAGAAUCACUCUUGUAUCUACUGGUCUGUCUUGGAAUUUAUUUUUAUUUUUAUCUUUUAUUUUUGUUAUACAAAAAACUACACUGAAAAUUGUUCAUACCAAAAACUAUUUUAAGUAAGAAAUGUUUUUCUUUAAAAUAAAUUUCUACAUUAAUUCAGCUAUAAUGGUCUUCCCAUUACCUUUUCAAAAGCUUGUGUGUUUUAUAGGAGUAAUUUCAAGUGAUGAAAAUAGCAUUUGUGCUGCUCUUGCUUCUUAAGGCCAUGAUACCAAGACUUCAUAUCUGUUCACAAAGUCCCAGGGUGUGUUACCCCUUCCACUCUGAAAAAUGCAUUUCUAUGAGGAGACAUUCAAGAAUUACAUCAGUGCAGGGUGAUGCGAGAAGUUAACACAAGCUAUGGAUGGAAAGACGACAUCAGGUAUAGGAAGCCAUAUCUUCUUAUAUUGAUCUAUCUCUACCAAGUUGUUUGAUACUCUUCUGUCAUGACUUUAUAAAAUCUGUUAACACAAAAGUAAAUUUCACUUCCAUGCCUUCCCAUAGCCAUGUUAUGUAAUAGAUAAGUCUUUUGAAGGUUCUGCCAUGUGCAGGCAUAGCACUACCUCACUUUGUUACCUGAAGUACAGAUAAGAGCAGGCUGUGUUUAGUUUAUCAUUUAAUAUACAUAUAUGUUCCAAAUUGGAAAGUUUGUAAUGCUCCAUAUCCUAUGGAUGUGGAAGUAAUAUAACAAAAGAACAAAAAAAAGUGUUUUAAGAAACUUAAUCCUGAAAAAUUUUUACACCACAAAACACAAUUUACAUUUCUUUAAGAUAACUGGACUGAUAAGGGAGAAGUGAGCUUUCUCUGCUUACAGUUCUCAUUGGACAGGAUGCGAGUUCUCAGUGUUUUUAUCUUAGACAGGAUGCUUUACAAGUUUUCUAAACAAUUGAUAAUAGAUUUCUUUUCCUCUUCAAUAUGCAAGAGUGGCACCUUGAACAGAAGCUGGUCUCAUGGUGUCCUCAGACUGCUUUCAUGUUUGUCCUACUCUCUACUUUUUAAUCAUAUGGCAAGAAAAUGUUCCCAUAAUUUGGUCUAGCAUUUUUCCUGGUUGCUUGGAAGGGACGGCAUUUACCCAGUCUUGUUUGAUGUCUUUACCAUCUUUAUACUUGUAGACAAAAACAGGAAUACAGUAGAAUUACUAAUCAUUGUACAAAUGCACACUCAGUAAAUUUACAAAUCAUUAUACUGUACCACUGUGCCAAUCUAACCUUAGAAUAAAACUAAAGUUUAUGCAGUUUCUCCAGUCAAAAGUAUGACCAUUUUUUGGUCUCAGAUUUUCUACUUAUUCCACAUUGAUGGAUGUCUAAUAACUCUUGCAUUAACUGCCCUCCUGCAUGAAAGUGAGGUACACAAUGCUGACACAUGGCGCUACUCUCCUAAGACGCAUGGUCUAUGAUAUGAAGGUACACUACUGGGUUGCACUGAGGUGUUAGUCUGUGGUGUAAAACUCAAAUCAUUGAAUGGUUUAACACUACUAAUGGUGUUGUGCUGAUGCUACAUAGCCUAAAAGAUUAACCUUUAGUAAGUUUUGUGAAUGCUAAAAACCAUGAAAUGGGGUCUGGUAUAAGAUAUAAUGGAAACUUGAAUAUAAAUCAAUUUGCAUGGACACAACUGGCCAGCUGAUGCCCUGACUCACCUGCCAGCCAUUACCACUCAUUCAGGCACAGCACUCAGGAGGGUUGGGGGGUGGGGCUCCUUCACUCGUUGUGGAGAAAUGCCUGGGAGAAAAAGAUACAUUGAGAUUGUUCUUGUUUCAUCCCUUCCAAUAAAAAAAUUUGAGGUCUUUAAUUGGCAUUUUUUUUUCAUAAAUAUUCAGCAUAUCAGUUUAAAUUUAAUUGAGAUUUUCAAAAGUAAUUUUUAUGUAGAAAUACCAAAUGAUUGUGUGUAUAUUGUAGGCUAAAGAAUAAUGUGCUACUUGCUCACUCACUCAUGCCGGCAAUGAAAGUGAGAGGCAAGGGCUGAUAAAUAGGGAAGGUCUGUAUCAUAUUAGAAACUAAGCAUUAUAGGACCACUUAGUAAGCAAUGCUAUUAUAGAACUAAUUAAAAACUAUAAUUCCAUAAGGGAAUGAGAGAUCCCUCCUCCUAGUUGAACCCAGCAGUAAUAGGAAUAUUCUUUCCAAGACCAGACCAUCUUGUACAUCUAGAGAUCUUAAAAACAAGUCAUACAGAGAGAGAGAGCAGAAAAAAGGAAGAAAACAAAAAUUAUGUGCUUGAUUCAGAGCACUGAAUUCAUAAUUUGCCAAGAAAAUUAUAUGAAUCGUAUAUAGACCCCAGUGAAGCAUCUUUACUGGAAAAAUCCUUUGAAUUUUAAAGGAAAUAACAUGCCCUGUAAUGUUGAGUGUCAUGAUCAGACACUCCACUAUUAUGGAAGCUCUCACACCAAGGGUAUUGGUCAUUUCAACCACUCACCAGGUAUGAAGCAGGAUAUGCAUUUCAUGAACACUUGUGUUAUUGUUUCAUACAGUGUGGAAAAGUUUUCUUUCACUGUGUAUUUAUUGCAGUAAUGGGGUCAUCUGUUGGUGGCAGGUGUGGUUGCUUUCAUGACUCCAUGCCAAUAUCCAUUUUCCAAAGACUAUAAAACUAAUUUCUGACAACAAAAAUCCCAAGUACAUUUUUUCACACAUGGACAAAAUUCAGUAAGAUGAGAUCAACAGUGUAUGGAUAACCUUAAGCUGUCAAAGAACUGUGUGAUGCUCAGUUAUACACCUUUUUUGAUUUGUAGAUCUUUGCUUGGCUAAGAGUUGUGAUGAGCUGAGAGCUUGCUGGGCUUUAUUUUCUCUUAUGAUUGUUGAUUCCAAUGUUGACAAGUUAUUUAGCUUUAUUAUGUUUUCUGUAAACAAAAAAAUGAGGCUGGAGGAAUCUGAUGUCAGCUGUGGGCUGUGGAUGCUGCACAGUGGCAGUGAAAUUCAGUUGCAGCUUGACAUUUUUUUUGGAGUCUCCAUUGAUAUAAGUACAUUAUGUAAUACCUGAAUCUCUGAAUGCAAGAGAUAAAUUUAUAUUGUAAAAUUUUUAUUCAUGUCCGCAUCUGUUUGUUCACAAAAUGCAACACCACACAUAUUCAUGAUAUGUAUAAGUGUUUCUUUGUCACUGGAGUAUCAAUUGGAUUCCCUUUAUGUAAAUAAUUGAAAAUAGAUUUUAACAUAAACAUGUAUUUUUUGUUAUGACUUUGCAAGAUACCAAGCAGUCCAUAACUGUGAUGAAUCCAAGUUUAUGUACUUUAUGAAUUAAAAGAUAAGUACUAUAGGAGAACUUUUAGUUUGUGAAGCCAGUGUACACCACACCAAAGAAUGAGGUGACAAUUAACUUCCUUGAUUACAAAUUUGCUCCAAAUCUCUCGUGUGAGUACACUUGAGUACAUUAUUUCUACCAAACCAAGUUCAUUAGGAUUUUUUGCAACUUAAAUUUAAACCAGUACUCUUGAUCUCUAUACUGAACUUGGGACCUGAUAUUGGCAAGUCAGUUCAGCACACUAGACCUUUACAGUUACAGUUCUGUAUGUGGCAGUGUAGCCUCAAGUUCCUAUGAAAGGCACAACACAUGAGGGUCAGAUUCCAGUCAGUAUGCAAAGUGUAUAGUUCAAUGUAACUAAUUGCUACCCAAUGUAAUAAUCACUAAAAUUCAUAUUUUAUGAACCUGGAGUCAUGUAUUUCAGUUUCAAUAAAUAUUUUUAUCUUA